CUGGAAGGUCUUGGUCAUCCAUCGAAGAACCUCUGCGGCAACAAUGGACCCAGCUACUUUCGAAUUUACGGCAGGACCUCUCAUAGGAAAGACAAUUCGAGCGGAACUGACAGAGAUGCAGAGCCCCGACAUAAACAGAAAGACAUCGACUCCAAUGGAUAGAAUUGAAAGGCGUCCGCUUGACCCUCCCCCGGUUGUGCGGCUUCGACUCUUCGAGAUUGAACACGAAGGAAAAUCCCAAGAACGAGUGUCAGAGCUCAACCCUGGGGCCUCCUUCGCGUUCAGUGGAUUUGUGUGCCAUAUCGACUUGUUUCCGGUUAAGGAACCGGCGGGGUUUAUUGGGCCGAAGCCCAUGAAACAGUGGGCCGAUGAGCAAUACGAACUCCAGGAACUGAUUCAACGUCUCAGCGCCGAAGAGAGCGAGUUCGAGCGCAAGAAAUUUACGGACAAGCUCUUUGGCUGUACUGUUGUGAAUGCGGUACAGAUCAAGGAUCUACAAAACAAUCCCUGCUCUGUUUUUGUCUUCGGAGAUAUAUCCGUUCGGACGGAGGGCCAUUUUGUGCUGCGGUAUAGAUGUUUUGACAUUUUUAGCAGCAUUAGAUCGAAGGAUGUGAUUCCCAUUUGUGCGGAGACGUGGAGCAAACCGUUUGUUGUUGUGGGGACAAAGGAAUUUCCCGGUCUGAAAGCGAGCACACCACUCACAAGGGUAUAUUUUUGUCGAAUUAUGCGGGAAAACAACAAAGGGUGACGGUUUUAGCAUCUAUCCAAUUACGGCAUCCCAGUAAAUUGGCGUGGGAUGGGACGCAGUCAAGCGCAGAUCAAUGCUGAAACCGCUAGAAAGAGCAAGCAGACCGCUUCCGAAGAUGACGGCGACCCACGGCCCCCUCCUGCGCGCGUACGCUCCACCCAUGGAUCGAGAUCGCCUAUUUUCUCUCCCCCGGAAAGGCCCGCGACCAGGAAUUCCCUUCUUUCUGUUCCUUCUACCUACGAGCCAAGAGUGUCGUCAGUCCGUACCACCACCUCGCCUCGGGUCCCUCGAAGGGAAGUUCAUCACACCGUCCCCAGAACAGGUCUUCCCUCACUGGGCCAGUACCAAUACGAGUCUUCCUCGUCCGGACACCAGCCCUUCCAAGCGUCGACAAGUAGAGGAGCGUUCCCUUCUCUUACAGAGCAAAUACCGGAGCUUGAUGACCAC
This is a messenger RNA of Dacryopinax primogenitus, 1195 nucleotides long. RefSeq lists its product as uncharacterized. The coding region runs from base 44 to 748 and encodes 234 amino acids. The transcript has 9 exons. NCBI's taxonomy places the organism in Eukaryota, Fungi, Basidiomycota, Dacrymycetes, Dacrymycetales, Dacrymycetaceae. The record is from RefSeq and is a predicted model, not a curated record.